Messenger RNA from Saitoella complicata NRRL Y-17804, 1400 nucleotides. Its product is annotated as alpha/beta-hydrolase. The record is from RefSeq and is a predicted model, not a curated record. The transcript has 3 exons. Bases 90 to 1334 code for a protein of 414 amino acids. Lineage: Eukaryota; Fungi; Ascomycota; Saitoellomycetes; Saitoellales; Saitoellaceae. Gene Ontology annotation, biological process: lipid metabolic process.
GGACACCGCGGCAUUGUGGAUUCGCUAUGUCUUCACCUCCACCAGGAAUGUUCUCUUGAGUGGUGUUUACAUCUUCGAAGUUCUUCUGGAUGAUGGUAUACUACAUUGUUACCGUCAUUGGUCUUCUGGUCUUUGAGGUCGUCCUGAAGCUUGCCAUGGUAACUCGCGUGCUCCCUUUCAUUCUUCAGGGCAUCAUGCAGCACUAUGGCCAGGGUCUCUCAGCGGUCAAUUUGGCGAAUCCCGGUAUGUUUGAGUAUAGUCCGUCGAAGCGAGUCACGAAGGCUAUGGUGAACGGCAAGGAACGUUUCAGUCUCGACAUUGCCGAAUUCUUGUUGUUGAUCUCAGCGGUUGUCUAUGAGAGAAACGACGACGAUAUCAAGUUUGCCUAUGACUUGUACAAAGAUCACCGCCGUCAUCCCAAUUAUGGCGGCACAGACGACGAGGUCAGUGAGGAGAUUCACGGCUAUAUGGACGCUUCACUUGAUGCUAUCAAGAGACUCUCAAGUGGGUGGGGUAUGAAAUUCGACCACAUCAGUGAGUUGAACAUCGUCGGAGCACCGUUUGCCUCACUGUGGUGGAAUGAGAAGGAGAAGUUCAUCGUUGUGGCGUUCAAGGGCACCACCCCCUGGGAUUAUACGGAAUGGAUCACGGAUGCGACCUAUCAGAAGAAAGAAGUUGAAUCGAAUUUCUUCCCUCCUGAUCCCAUCGACGUUGAACGCGAUAUGAAUGGCAAAGACAGGAAGGGUCGAUCCGAUGUUCACGCUGGGUUUUAUGACGCUCUUUUCCCACACAAAUACGGUGAUACUCCCAAAAACUCUCCCUACGGCUGUAUCAUCGAUGCCGUCAAGGAGAAAAUCAAGGAGCUGACAAGGGAAGGAGACGGUGACAUUCCCGUCUGGGUCACCGGGCACUCGCUUGGUGCUGGAUACGCAUCCCUCUUCUACGCCUCCCUCAAAUCUUGUCUCGCCUACAACCACAAUCCUCUCGAAACGAACGACCCUGAUAAAAUCCUCCUCGGAUCUAAAGCCAACCUGAUGGACGCGUAUGUAUUUGGCUGCCCUGCUGUGGGUGACCUUGAUUUUGCCAGGCAGUUCGACGAAGCGUGUAGGAAGUGUAUGACGGCUGACGACGGCCGCAAUCUCGGGCAGUUCUAUCGCGUCGUCAAUGACCUCGACCCUGUUACACGCGUCCCGUUCUCUUGGUUCAACGUUUUGGAGUUCACCACGAAGGGCAAGCCGAACGUGGGGCAAUACCCGAAGAUGUAUCGUUAUAGAGGAAUAUCGUUACGCAAGGGCGGAUCCGGCAUCAAGUAUUGCUUAGGCAUGUGUAGCUAAAUUUUAAUGUAGUAUAUUUCGACCAUAUCGUUCGACUUCACCAGCCACAGACUACCAACCGCAAUA